This is a messenger RNA of Cyphomyrmex costatus, 1323 nucleotides long. RefSeq lists its product as uncharacterized. The record is from RefSeq and is a predicted model, not a curated record. The transcript is spliced from 3 exons. NCBI's taxonomy places the organism in Eukaryota, Metazoa, Arthropoda, Insecta, Hymenoptera, Formicidae. Gene Ontology annotation, cellular component: axon; dendrite; neuronal cell body. Gene Ontology annotation, biological process: chemosensory behavior; sensory perception of taste; male courtship behavior. Bases 1 to 1323 code for a protein of 440 amino acids.
AUGGAGGAGGAAAUUCAUGUGCGAGUGGAAGACAAUUCGCCCUCGAUAGAGCACAGUUUACGUCCGAUAUCGUACACUUCCUGGCUCCUUGGUGUCGGCGUUGCACGUCCGCGAAAUUGUCCCAAGGCGGUCACAAUAACGCUACGUAUCGUUCACCUGGCCGUGUGUUCCGUUAUCGUAGCGUACGGCGCAAUAGAUUUCUUCACCUUCGGUAGUGUCUUCAAAAGUGACAUAUUCAAGAUUAUGUACUACAUGAACAAGGUGAUGUGCUACGUAUCGGCGUAUUACUACGUUUAUCAUGGGAUCAGGCAGUACGACAAGUGGCCGGAGUUGAUGGACAGAAUAAAGGAGAUAGACCAGAAGAUCAGGAGGGAAAUCCCCAUGAAUGACCGGCCCAUAAAAAGUGUAGAAGCGUUAGCUAUUCUCACGACAUUCUCUUGCGGCCCUUUGUCCCUGAUCGUGCACGCCCUGUAUUACUACUUUAUACGUCCCGAAGACAUUUUUGCGUCCGACUUGCUGCUUUACUACACAAUAGCCCAGUCAUUGAUCAACAGUUUUGUCUUCGAUGUGAUCGUCUAUAUUUUGUAUCACCGAUUUCAGACGAUAAAUGAACUGAUCGACCAGUUGGACCAGAUAUUUGGGGCGCCGUGGAUCGCGCUCAAGAUUAGACGCAUCAGAGAAUUGCAUACCGAUAUUUGUGAUCUGGUCAUCAUGGUGAACGAUAUCCAUGGCUUUCACCUCCUACUCUGCUCGGCAAACUGCUUCACUAUGGUCGUGGCUACUCUAUUUAGGAUCUAUAUGGGCGUCGUGGAAAAGAAUUAUGCGUUUAUGGUGAUAAAUAAUAUUCUUUGGAUUCUGUACGCCGCUCAGUUCGGGCUGAUGUGCUGGAUUUGCACGCUCGCGCGUAAAGAAUCCGACAGGAUUGGGUUAAGUAUAUACGCGAUUGUACUGAAUUACAAGCCUGCGAAUAGCCUUGAUAAAUUGAACGAUGCAAGGAAUCACUCAAGUCUAGAAGUGCCACCGCCAUCGGAAGGACCGGACGGCGAACAAAAUUCUAAUCGGAGCAGCAGUUACAAUCUGAACUACGUUGUCAUGGAAAAUAUCUUGCGUAAAAAUCUGGACCGAGACUGUGUCAGAAACGAAGUCAAUGAUUUUUCGAUUCAGCUGCAACAGCAUCGAAUAGCGUUUACAGCCUGUGAUUUCUUCGAGAUGAACAACGCUCUACUCAGUAAUUUUGUCGGAGUGAUUACCACUUAUCUAAUAAUCCUCGUUCAGUUUUAUCGACCUGAAAAUUCAGACGCGCAAUUCAAUGGAAAAUGCUAA